Molecule: messenger RNA, 4429 nt
Organism: Salarias fasciatus (jewelled blenny)
Lineage: Eukaryota; Metazoa; Chordata; Actinopteri; Blenniiformes; Blenniidae
Gene: sema3g
Product: sema domain, immunoglobulin domain (Ig), short basic domain, secreted, (semaphorin) 3bl
Exons: 16
Coding region: 170-2527 (785 amino acids)
Biological process (GO): positive regulation of cell migration; neural crest cell migration; negative chemotaxis
Cellular component (GO): plasma membrane
Molecular function (GO): semaphorin receptor binding; chemorepellent activity
Source: RefSeq, a predicted model, not a curated record
CAGCCGGAGGAGAGGGGGACGCAGACCCCCGCAGACCCCCACAGACCCCCACAGACCUCCACACACAGCCUUCACACGCGGCAGGAUUUACCUGAAGACGCACGUGUUUGUGCCAAACAGCUGGACGCUCAUUGAUCCUGGGAAGAAGCAUCAUUUGGACGAAGGCAGAAUGAAGGGAUUUACUCUCCUCUGCUCCGCUGCGCUGCUUCUCUCCGCUGCCUCUGCCACCAAGUUAAAUGUUCCGCGACUGAGACUGUCAUACAAAGACCUGCUGUCCACCAACAGGUCGUCCAUCUUCAGCGGUCAUCACGGCCAGCUGUCCCUCAGCGCCGUCUUUCUGGACGAGUACCGUGACCGACUCUUCCUGGGAGGGAAGGACAUCCUGUACUCUCUCCUGCUGGGACCCACCAGCAGCGAGUCCAAAGAGAUCUACUGGCCCCCGUUACCUGGAAACAGAGAGGACUGCAUUCAGACAGGGAAGGACCCACAGACCGAGUGUGCCAACUUUGUCCGGCUGCUGCAGCCCUACAACCGCACUCACCUGCUGGCCUGUGGAACCGGCGCCUUCCAGCCCAUGUGUGCCUUCAUCUCCGUGGGACACCGAGGGGAGCAUGUGUUCACCAUGGACCCCCUGAACGUGGAAAGUGGACGAGGGAAAGUUCCUCACGACCCCAGCUUCCCCUUCGCCAGCGCCUUCAGUGGAGGGGAGCUGUACACCGGGCUGACGGCCGACUUCCUGGGGAGAGACUCGGUGAUCUUCAGGAGCAUGGGAGGCCGCUCCACCAUGAGGACAGAGACGGACCAGAAGCUCCUUCAUGACCCCAAGUUCAUCGCAGCCCACCUCAUCCCAGACAACGACGACAGAGACAACGAUAAAGUGUAUUUCUUCUUCACUGAGAAGGCCACCGAGGCGGGGGACAGGGAGGGGUCCAUACACACCCGAGUGGGGCGAGUGUGUGCGAAUGACGUCGGGGGCCAGAGAGUGCUCGUCAAUAAGUGGAGCACAUUCAUCAAAGCCAGAUUGGUGUGUUCUGUGCCCGGGCCUCACGGCAUCGACACACACUUCAACCAGCUCGAGGACGUCUUCCUGCUGAGGACAAAGGAUGAGAGAAACCCAGACGUCUACGCAAUCUUCAGCACGAUCAGCAAUGUGUUCCAGGGCUUUGCGGUGUGUGUUUACCGCAUGGCUGACAUCCGGGAAGCCUUCAACGGACCCUUCGCUCAUAAAGAGGGUCCCGACUACCAGUGGGGGGCUUAUGAAGGCAGGGUGCCUUACCCCAGACCGGGCGUGUGCCCCAGUAAAAUCACCAACCAGCCCGGCAGAGAGUUUGGCAGCACCAAGGACUUCCCCGACUCGGUGCUGCAGUUCGCUCGCAGCCACCCGCUGAUGUGGCGGCCCGUGUUCCCGGCGCUGCGCCAGCCUGUUCUGGUGAAGGCCAACAUUCCUUACAAGCUCAAACAGAUCGUGGUGGACCGGGUGGAGGCGGAGGACGGGCAUUACGACGUCAUGUUUAUUGGCACAGACAGCGGCACGGUGCUGAAGGUCAUUGCCCUGCAGGGUGGAAACAGUCUGGAGAUGGAGGUCGUCACUCUGGAGGAGCUGCAAGUCUUCAAAGUUCCAACUCCAAUCACAUCCAUGGAGAUUUCUGUGAAGAGGCAAGCCGUGUUCGUGGGCUCCCCGGCGGGCGUGGCGCAGGUGAAGCUGCACCGCUGCGAGACGUACGGUAAAGCCUGCGCCGAGUGCUGCCUGGCCAGAGACCCGUACUGCGCCUGGGACGGCUCGUCCUGCUCCCGGUACACCCCCAACAGCAAGCGCCGCUUCCGCAGGCAGGACAUCAGACACGGGAACCCCGUGCUGCAGUGUGUGGACCAGAGCCCCGGCGACCUGGACGUGACGGAGGACAAGGUGGUGUACGGGACGGAGAACAACAGCACCUUCCUGGAGUGUGUCCCUCGCUCGCCGCAGGCUACAGUCACCUGGCUCGUCCAGCGGGACGAUCGCAAAGACGAGGUGAAACUGGACGAUCGAGUGAUGUCCACAGAUCAAGGUCUCCUCUUCCGGCGUCUCUUCCGCCACGACGAAGGCGUGUACAUCUGCCGCUCCAGAGAGCACGGCUUCACGCAGGUCCUGGGGAGAAUCACCCUGGAAGUCCUCCAGGGGGAGACGGUGGACGAGCUGAUGGCUCGGGACAACGCCGGCCUCUCCGACUCCUUCAAGGACCGCGCGGCGGCGGGCGGCUACCGGGCCUGGACGCCGUGCAGCGCGUACGGCCGGGGCGGCGCGCCGGGCCAGCUCGGACAGUCCCGCACCUGGUUCAAGGACAUCAUGCAGCUGAUCGGCCCGUCCAACCUGCCGCACGUGGAGGAGUACUGCGAGAGGAUGUGGUGCAACGACAAGCUGAGGAGGAAGCACAAGAGCAUGCUGGAGAAGUACCGCCAGGCGCAGGAGAGCGCCAGGAAGGCUCGCAGCAAGAACUCUGGCGAGCGCAACCGGACGCCGCGGGACCUGAGCGCAUGGGAGGAGUAACGGAGGAAACGUGGAGAGAGAGACAAAGAUUAGGCGACAGAACAGCAGCUGGCCGAACAGCUGGAACUAUCUAACUCAUGCUUUUUGGAAGAAAUCACUAGAUCAGACUGAGGUGUGUGUUUUGGCCGAUAAAAACGAUUUAAACACGAUUUAGACAUUUGACAGGCGCUUUGGAGGAAAACACGACUUGAAGUGGAAAACGUCAGCAUGCUGUCGAACGCUGUUUGGUUCUACAGCAGGUUCUUGACACGCCGUGUGGGAGAUUUCCCGUCUGGACGGAGUCACCGCUUCACGCUGUGCACGUUGUCAGGACCUUGACUGUCGCCCAGAAAAAAAGACAGACAUGCUCAUGGUCUGGAGACACGACACAACGAGGGGCUGCCAGAGUGAUCCCAACGGAUUCCCACUUUUAUGAUGAAGAGAAUGAGAGACGGCCUUUAAAUCCACUCGGAGGACGUUUGAGGAAACCAUCAGUCCUGACUCCUCUCUCGCUCUCACAUUCGUCACUGAAGUGAUGCCGGAAUGACCAACACUGCUUUUAUUUCAUCAGGUCAUUUUUCACUGAGAAAAGCUUAAAAACCUCUUGAACCUCAGACUGAAAUAACACACACACACACACACACACACACACACACACACACACACGGCUGCAGGCUGACUUUACUGACAGCAGACUGUUUCAUUUUUUACUUUUCAGCCUCGCUGACUCUGUUAUGGAUCAUUUGUGUUGGCUCUGAGCAAACUCCUAAUUGUUUUUUUUUUUUUUUGUGCAAAUCAACACACACUUCGUUUCUUGCAUGUAUUUCUCUCUGGAUUUGUUUCCCUCUCACUUCGACUGUAAUGAUCCAUAUCUCUCACUCUGUUACGAAGCGCUUUGGGUGACUUCAGCCUAUUACAGACUUAACAGCAUAUCUUUAGAGAAACAGAUGAAAGUUUUUACACGCUCACUGAACACGCGGAUGUUCUCGCCUCGCUUGCUUCCAGUCACUGAAAGCUCAGCCGCGCAUCGCACUGAACGCAUGAAGCUCAGCUCAGGCUGGAAGCUGCCGUAAGACGACCGUUGAUGGUUCAACAGAUUACAGACAGAUUGCUUUAUUUUCACUCCCUGUUGGCUGACCUGACCGUAAAACCUUGAGACAAAACCUUCUUCCCACAAAGCAGAAGCUUAAAGGGAGGUCUUCACCGUGGCCUGUCUUCCUGCUCCUGGUUACACGCUGUGAGUUACUCUCUGUUUAAUGUAGGAAAAGUUCAGCACAUAAUUUUACAUUCUUCUUAAAAUAACUAAUAUUCUUUUUAAAUUCAACUCAAUUGAAUAAAUGAGAAAUCAAAAGUUUCCUCUUUCGUGAGAAUAAGUGAUGAAGAUGUGAAAAAACUGGGUCGGAUAAUCUUCAUGAGGUGCAACACCUUCCUGCCGCUAAACUAACAAAAGCAGACCGGACCUUUUUCCAGGAUUGCUGUUAAAAUAGUAGUAGUGACAACUAGUAAGACUAAUCAAGCUAGAAGAACCAUUAUCGAUCUAAUCUUCACAUUUUCUUUGCUUGAAUCAGAAAUUAAAUUAGUGUUCAUAACAAAUCACACGGAAACACUUUCCUUAUCUUCAGCUGAUGUUUCUUGAUAGAGGCGAUCAGAGGAGACGUUACGUAACGCCGCCGCUCUGCUCUGACCUCGGCUCGCGCUGUAAUCUUCCACUGAAGCGUUUUUCCCACCGUUUCUCUGUGUUGAAGCUCGCCGCGGAUAAUAAGGGAACAAUAGAGAGGGUCAAGUGUACUGACCGGCUCCUCUUGUGCUUUUUGCUUUGUAAAUACUUCUUCUCACACGGUUCAUGAUUCCAACAGAGAACAUUAACAUUCUUAUUGUCUGCGGCCGUGUUGGUAAAAUAUGACUUUCAUGGUUAUCGGAUCU